GCUCGCUCGGCCCGGCCCGGCGCUCGGCGCUCCCCCCCGGGCUCUUUGUUGGAGGUGGCGGCAGGGGCCGCACUAUGUCCUCCCCCAAGAUCGGCUUCUACCGGCAGGAGAUCACCAAAACCCUCUGGGAAGUGCGGGACCGCUACCGGGACCUGCAGCCCGUGGGCUCCGGCGCCUACGGAACCGUCUGCUCCGCCGUGGAUGGAAGAAGCGGCACCAAAGUGGCUGUAAAGAAGCUGUCCCGACCAUUUCAGUCUAUCAUCCAUGCCAAAAGGACCUACCGAGAACUACGGCUACUGAAGCACAUGAAACAUGAAAAUGUAAGUUCAGUCCUCACAGAUCUUAUGUGCGCUGAAAAAGAAAGGAAACUGGGCAGAGCUGGACAAGCUGUCGUGCAGCUGUGUAGUGUUCAGGGCUCUUCGACAAGACCCGCUCAUCUGUCCUUCAUCUGCAGACAUCAGCUCACGCAAAUGGGAGUUUCCUGUGAGCAGGACUAGGGGAAAUGGAUCCAAGGAGGGAAGAUUUAGGUUGGA
Coturnix japonica (Japanese quail) is the source of this 533-nucleotide messenger RNA. Lineage: Eukaryota; Metazoa; Chordata; Aves; Galliformes; Phasianidae. The record is from RefSeq and is a predicted model, not a curated record.